Messenger RNA from Bactrocera neohumeralis, 4982 nucleotides. RefSeq names its product carbohydrate-responsive element-binding protein (gene Mondo). The record is from RefSeq and is a predicted model, not a curated record. Lineage: Eukaryota; Metazoa; Arthropoda; Insecta; Diptera; Tephritidae. The transcript has 16 exons. Gene Ontology annotation, cellular component: nucleus. Gene Ontology annotation, molecular function: protein dimerization activity; DNA-binding transcription factor activity, RNA polymerase II-specific; RNA polymerase II cis-regulatory region sequence-specific DNA binding. Bases 935 to 4789 code for a protein of 1284 amino acids. Gene Ontology annotation, biological process: regulation of transcription by RNA polymerase II.
GCAAUAUGUAUAUGGUUCGGACAAUUUUUGAUAAUAAUAAUAGUUGUAUUAUUCAAGGGAAAGAACAAACGUGAAUUCAAGUGGGAAAAUUCGUGAGAAAUUUUGUGCUGACUAGUUAGAAAUACAUAAUUCAUAAUUAUUUGUUUCGGAAGGAAAUAAGAUCACAUCGUAAUAAAAGGCAAUCUGAACUUUUUGCAAAAAAAUAUACAUCUCGCCAGCUACGUCACCGCCCGCUGUUCAAUGUACCUCACCACCAUAAUAACAGGUCAUUUAUCAACAUAAGAUCUGAUCUUCCUAGAUCCAUUGGCCCUACAACACACAAUGGUGCAUACACUUAACCAAUAGUCAACGAAUAAAACAACACAUUGAAGUUGAACGAAGAGCAAACUUAAUACUCAUCUAAAAUGUUAUCAUAUUGUUUGAUUUCCUCUAUGUAAUGUGAUUGACGCGAUGGGAAAAAUAAUAUUUUCCAUUCUAUCGAAGUUUACUUGUGGGAGUAUAAUUUAUAUAUAUUUUAUAGAGUAUUUUUAGUACAUAAAAUAUAUAAACGGAAUAAUAAACAUAUGUGCGUCAUUCAGAUAAUAACUUAUUGAAUUCUAAAAAUCUUGAUUUGUUUAUAUAUGUGUUGAAAAAUCUACAAUGAUUUGGUAUUCCAUCUCAACAGAAAACAAAUACAUUGAAUGGAAUCAAGGCUAGCAGUGUUACAUUAGUGGAAUUUUCCUCUCAUUUCAAACAUAAAUUUGGCUGUUACAUCAAGAUGGACUACUUGACUGAUUACGUCCAAGUAGAUGCGAUUAGCACAUGUAAAUGGAUGAAGAUCAAUUCAAAUGAAAUAAAAAAAUUUAAUUAAUAGAACUUGAAUAGAAGUAUAAAUAAUUUUUCGUUUGGACACACGUAAAUCAAUGUGAGUUCGCGCCGUAGAUAAGAAGACACAAUGAUGUUAAAUAAAUAUCAGAAUUAUUUGCAACAACACCAAAACCAACAUCAGCAGAUUGUACAACAACAACAACAACAAAGCUGCGGUGAUAUUACUACAAGCAUCGCGAAAAGCGUUGGUGACGCUGGUCUUUCCGAUUAUGGAGCUAUGGCUUCUAAUAUUUCCAAAUCAGAACGAGAAUCUAUACACUCUGGCCAAUUUAUGGUUUCUCAUUUCGAAGCGGAGGAGGCACAAGAAGAUGAUCUCGAAGAGGAUGAUGAAGUAAAAAUGCUUGAUCCCGAAGAAAUAAAUCUUACAAAAACAGAGGAUGUAGAAAAUACAUGCACUGAUGUGCAGCGUUUUGUACCACGAAAAAUAUCAUACGUUCCAGAGCUAGGUCAAGAAGGAUCAGUGGUGGCCUCUCACUUGGAAAUAGAAACUUCGCUCACCAAAUUAUUCAAAUGUAUGAAUCUAGCUUACAGUCAAAAAUUAACAUCCCCAAAAUGGAAUCAUUUCAAAGGAAUUCGCUUGCGCUGGAAGGAUAAAAUUCGUUUAAACAAUGUAAUUUGGCGAUGCUGGCACAUGCAAUUCAUACUGAAGCGUAGGACACCCGUGUGCCAGUUUGCAUCACCAUUGGACGUUGACAUCCAUAGCAACCCGCAGGCGGUUGUUUUAGAAGGGAAAUAUUGGAAACGUCAAACCACCGUUAUCAAAGCCGAAUACAGGAAAUGGCGGAAAAAUUCGAAAUCUAAAACUGCUGGUUGCCUCACUUAUGAUACGAAAAGUGAAUUCGACUUUUUGGAAUGGUCUCCAUUGAACGAUCGCAUGUUAAUGAUACCCGAUGAUUGGACAAAUGACACACUGUUCUCUUCAAUUAAUGGACCAUUUCCAUUUCCAGAUCCUCGUGAAAUAGCACGUGGUGCGGGAAUCGCUGAUUUUAUACAGCCUGGCCUUGGCUCUCUUCAGCCGAACAUUGACGAUAUCGAUCUGACGAUUGAUGAGCUGUUGCAGCCGAAUCGGCUCCCGCCAGUGCCAGAGGAAGGCACUGAUGAAAUGCUUAAAAAUGUAGAAUAUAACCUCUCAGCAAUCAUGGGUUCUGAUCAGCUAGAGUCAAAUAGUAUGGUUGGUGUGGUUGGUGGUAACAAUUCGAAUACACUACCUGUGAACGAUGAUGCCAAUAUGUUAGACUUAAAUGCGCCACUUGAUUCGAUACAGUUUCAGUCGUCAAUGGUUCAACGUUAUCCAACACCAUUAUCUCGUGAAAAUAGUAAUAGUCAAUUAAUGAACACCUCGGGAUCUACUCAAGCGCAGACAAUUAACUCUGUGGACGCCAUUAUGACCGAUGAUCAUACGGGAACCGUAGGGGUUAAUGAUGGGUUAGGUUCCCCCGCCUCUGCAGCAUCAGCUUCGUCAUCUAUGCGAAUUCACUCCAAGCAUUUUCCGGCAACAAGUGAAGGUGUUUCAAACAACCGAUCCACAGGGAAUGAAUUUCCAAACAAAAGUGUGAUGAAAGGGCGAAUUUCCAAAAACUCACAAAGGAUAUUUAGGCGGGAACCGCAUAACUAUGAUAAAGCUCAACCAACAUUACAUCAAACCACAAUUUAUCAGCAAAUGUUGGCAGAACACCAGAAAAGCCAACAAAAUCAACAUUUACAGCCUACCUUAUCUUGCACAGCACUGCAACAUCAUAGUAUGACCUACCAUCAACAACAACAACAGCAGCAACAAAUGCAAUCAGCGGUCACACAAUAUCCCACUGGCACUGGCGACGGUAGCAGUGGUGCAGUUUAUGGUGGCUAUGGAAGUGUAGAUAUAUCAGCAUCAGCUAAUAGUGGUCUUAAUGUUAACAAUAAUUUGCUUAAUGUUUCUAUGGUAAAUCAAAAGCCCAAAGGUUAUGCAAUAAUACAGACGACCACAAAUUGUAUGCCCAACACCACACAAAUCAAUGCUAACAACUCACCACAUACAGGAAACACAUCAGUGCUGUUGCAGACGGUGAAAACGGAACCACCAUCCACCGAUAUGCUAUCAAUGUAUAAUUUAAGUGCUUCAAAUGAUGUUUAUGGCAUCAACACUAAUCUAAGUGGUAACAACAACUCAAACGCUUAUAAACCUUAUCCCAGUGUGAGCAACUUUAAGAAAUCCGCAUCCACUGGCGGUUACAUUAAUGUGCGCGUCAAUGCGAAUUCUCCCUAUAUGCACGAUCAAACCACAAAUGCACAACAAGUACACCAACAAUCGUUGCCACUGAAUUUAGGUUGUCAGGUGACUUCGUUGCCAAGCCCUUUACAAUUACAGGUACAAGCACAAUGCCAAUUAUCGCCUUCAUCUAGUCAUCAGCACCAACAACAAACACAGCAGUGCUCUCAGCAUCUCCUAACAACGCAACAGCAGCAUCAGAUGCAGCAGCUUAGUCAACAACAGCAGCAGCAGCAACAACAACAACAACCGUCUGUAAAUAUGAUGCCACGUGAAAUGAUUCGUUCUAAUAGUCUACCUUUGAAUGUGACACUGCAAAAAUUGGAUUCACGCUCAAGUCACGAUAACUUCGUUGUGCCCAAAUAUCAAGCUAAAAAUAAUAAGCCACGCUCACGCAGCAAUUCAAUACAUCAGCAUUCGCUAGGUGCACCCAGCGGCACCAAUAAGACCAGUAGUGCAACUAAUAGUAGUCUGAUGGUCUCACCGCAGUUGCAAUCAGCUACCAGCGAUCCGAUGUUAAAUAAUAGUACCUUAGCUCAACUUUUGACAACGAGCUCACGCUCGUUGCUUAAGAAACAAAGUUCUUCCUCAAGUGCCAUAUCAAACAUAAAUGUACCGAUGCCUGCGAUAUCGAUGCCAGCAGUGGUGGUACCACCACCAGCGUCUUCGACCAUAACUGUAAAUACAAAUAAAUCACAAAAUAUCGGCAACACAUCAAGCAGCGCCAAUUACUUUACAACUUCCAAUGUACAAUGCGCGCCCCCUAAUGCGUCCGGAACAUCAGCGGAAUCAUCAUACACUCGUCACAGCAUGCAAAUGCAUCAAGAACAACUGCAGAAGUCACCAAAAAAAUGUACUUCACUGCCAACACCGGCGGCACCACAAAUGUUGCAUAGCCCACCUUGCAGUAAGAUGUUAAGUUACCCGCCGACAGCCAGUCAAGCAGCCAUGUGCACUAAUACCUUGAGCUUAUCACCAGAAUCCUUUCACGAUCAAGAUUCACCGCUUUCACCAACACAUAGUUUGAAAUUUCCACGCGAUAAUCAAAGACGUGCCGGUCAUAUACAUGCCGAACAAAAACGACGGUAUAACAUUAAAAAUGGCUUCGAUUUAUUGCAUUCGCUUAUACCGCAACUACAACAAAAUCCCAAUGCCAAGCUGAGUAAAGCGGCUAUGCUGCAAAAAGGUGCGGAUCACAUUAAACAUUUGCGUUCGGAACGCAAUCAAUUGAAGGAUCACAUGGAAGCUUUGCUUAAGGAGAGAGACAUUCUCAAUAACUCUCUAACGCAUUUGCACUCAAUCCUUCCAGCUAAUGGCGCGCCUGUAACACGUCAAGGCACAGAACAUGUUCGGCAGUUGUAUGAUCAGUAUGUGCGCCAUCGUACAAUGCAAGACUGGAAAUUUUGGAUUUUGGGACUUAUAUUAGAACCCCUGCUAACCUCAUACACAGCGUCAGUGUCCAGUGCCAGCUUGGAGGAAUUACGACGCACAGCGUUUUUAUGGGUCGACCAACAUUGUUCACUGAUUGACUUGCGGCCAGCUGUUUCAAAUAAGUUAAAGUACUUGUCGAUGAAAACCGAUAUUUUGUCAGACCCUCCGUCAACUUUGAAAGACGAAGUCGCAAAAGCUGUCUAUAAUAGCUCUGGGCACCAUCCCAAUUUGCAUGGAACUUAAAAUAUACUAUAUAUUAGACGAUUGUUAAGCAUAAUAAUGUAAAAUUUUUCGAUUUUUGUUGCUAAUAUUUUCAAAAAUUUGUACAAAUAUUUUUUAUUCUUAAAAAAAUCGUGCCUAUAAACUUUAAAAAUAGUUACUGUUAUACGUUAAUAAAGUAUGAAAAACAAUUUUAAUGUAAGCAAAAUCUAUACAA